AUUUUAUAUUGAUGUAUCUCAACGAGGUUCACCCCAAAUAUAUUUACUUACACACUCAGUAGAUCCAUAUCGCAGAGUGCAGGAUAUAAUCACACCUAAAACUCUGAAGUAUACUGCGAAGAAUAGUCGUAUGGUGUUUAUAUACACUAAGGUACGAUUCGCAAGGGUCUUAUUGAACUGAUAUUGUGAACGGGUUGACCGCGAACUUGGGUUGAUUGCCAAAUUGGAUUGUCAGAAAUAAGUCUUGCAUGUAGACUAGCGGUUGCUGGUCAGCCACGUACGUAGUUAUAGCACGUUGUGAUAUGAAGCAUACAUUACCAGGGAGUUAAAUCCUCAAAAACGUAACGCUAUCUCUGUAGUGUGUUAUCUAGGACACCUGGAUACGAGACAAUAAUUUAGAAUCAACCGCGAACCAUACGAAGUUUACACUGAAUAUAGUUACUUUCAGUGUACAGUACACAAUAUACCUAAUAUAUAAGUACCACCUCAUUGCACCAAGAUGGGCAAUCACCACUCGCGUGCCAAGGUUCCUGGUAACCAGCAAAUGCCUGGCAGUCACCACUUCGCUGCAGGCCACCACCUUGGCAGCACUGGCAAAGCUACACGCACAGUAGAGACUAAACCCGACAAGCUGAGAAACAAUCGCUCAGAUACAAAUAGAAGUCGUACGAGUCUGAAUGCAAAUGUAGGAGAUGUUGAUACUAAGGAGAGUGUGCAGGAGAGCUUGUCCGAGGCGCUCUGCGAUGACCUGGGGACUCCAGACGACUUCCAGCUACGACAUA
Sphaeroforma arctica JP610 is the source of this 782-nucleotide messenger RNA. RefSeq lists its product as hypothetical. The annotation marks the transcript as partial. The record is from RefSeq and is a predicted model, not a curated record. Lineage: Eukaryota; Ichthyosporea; Ichthyophonida. The transcript has a single exon.